Molecule: messenger RNA, 3831 nt
Organism: Lachancea lanzarotensis
Lineage: Eukaryota; Fungi; Ascomycota; Saccharomycetes; Saccharomycetales; Saccharomycetaceae
Gene: SAC3
Product: LALA0S03e02278g1_1
Exons: 1
Coding region: 1-3831 (1276 amino acids)
Biological process (GO): mRNA export from nucleus
Cellular component (GO): transcription export complex 2; cytoplasm; nucleus
Source: RefSeq, a predicted model, not a curated record
AUGAGCUUUGCUAUCGGAGCAAAGAGCCCUUCUUCAAGCUUCCAGUUUUUUGGCAAUGGUAACGGUGCCAAUGGUGAAAAGGGCUUUUCUCGGGCAAACAAACGGGACGGAAGUCAGGGAAAUAAAUCACUCCGCAAAAAGAACCCUGUUCAAUUGAAACCAAUGCAAUCUGAUGGACCACCCAUCAAUUUUUCGGCAUCCAAAUCGCUACAGCAGCCUUCAGCUUCCCCUAAGAGAAACUCAAUCCCAAUAACGUCCAAAUCUUUCUUAAACUUAACUCCUGAAGAGCUUGGAUUCACGAAAAUCGCACACAGACCACGGGAAACACCAAAAUACUUGAUUGAACAGAAAGCCAGCCUCAAACCGCGCCCUUUUAUCCAGGAUCCAUGGGACUAUGAAAACCAACAAAAAAUGCUCGCUAUCGAAAGCAGAAUUUCAGAUCCCACUGAGCUGUGGGAGACAUUUAAAAAGAUGCGUGAGACGGAGCGACGGGUCAUGGAAGACAAAAAACUUGUGGAUCGCGCUGAUUCGGCAAAGGAUCUGAACGACGCCAUUGUCUUCCAAGGCACUUGCCAGGACAUGUGUCCCAUAUUCGAGCGGGCCCGCAGAAGUGUGGAAAACAACGUGGUGCGAUAUGAAAGAGAAGACGUAAACUCUAAAGCAAUUUCUAGAGCCAAGGCGCUCAAAGUCUUCGCUAGACCUGCAGCAGCAGCAGCCCCACCCCUACCCUCAGAUGUCAGACCCCCAGAAAUUCUUAUAACCACUUUGAACUACAUCGUGGACAACAUUGUAGUCAAACUGCCCGACUGCGAAGGAUUUCUUUGGGAUCGUAUGCGCUCCAUUCGGCAAGAUUUCACGUAUCAAAAUUACAGCGGUCCCGAAGCGGUAGAUUGUAAUGAAAGAAUUGUUCGCACACAUCUGCUCAUAUUACAUGUUAUGGCAACAAGUGAGGUCGAAUAUAGUCGACAACAAGAACUAGAACAGUUGCACAAAGCUCUGAUUACGCUCUCCGAAAUCUACGAUGAAGUUCGCGCCAGUGGAGGCCAAUGCCCCAAUGAGGCCGAGUUUCGCGCAUAUUCCUUGUUGAGUAGAAUAAGGGACCCGGAAUACGACAAGAUGGCACAAUCCCUACCAAAAGCGAUUUUUGAUGACAGAUUGGUACAAAUUGCAUUAUGUUUCCGCAGGAUACUUUCAAACUCAACAUUCUCGGAGCGGGGUCAUAUCAAGACCGAAAAUGGCCUGAAUUUAUACAGAAGGUUUUUUGAGCUGAUCCGAUCAGACGACGUUCCCUUUAUGAUGGCAUCUUUCUUAGAGGUUCACCUCAAUGAGAUUCGGUUUUAUGCGCUCAAAUCUCUUUCUCAUGCAAUUAACAAGAAACACAAGCCAUUCGCGCCGGAGUUCCUGGUUUCUGAGCUAAUGUUCAACAGUGUGGAUGAGCUCUUCAAAUUUUGCGAUCAUUACUCGAUUGAAGUAGAUGCGGAAGGUGUGAAGUUGACUUCAUUUUCUCACCACUCGCACGUAAUUUCAGAGACUACCCCACUCAAGCAAAGCUAUUUGAAGGUGGUUGGUGAGAAAUUAGUCAUGUCUAGUCCAAAAGAAUUAAUCAACUGCGGAAAGCACAACUUCGAUACCAUUCCGCUGCGUAGCGUGAACGUCGCGAACGAAAAUCAAAGUUCGAAUAACCCAAUCCCGGCAUUUACGUCUAUUGGUGCAGGAGAUUUGACGUCUGCGGUAAGUACCGAGUGGCCUGCUGCUGCUACAAGUCCACAGUUCAGUUUUCAGAUAGGACCUAAAAGUGAUAGUACUGGAAGAAAUUUAGGUCCAGGAGGCACUGCAACGAAUAUCAUUACUAUAGCCCACAAUGUAGAGGCGUCAAAAGAAAAACCACAAAUCAUCAAAAAAGAUGAGCAAAAUAUAAGAAAAGAAGUGCUUGGUUUCCAUAGCCAAGAUCGAAACGAAAAAAUACAACGGGAAAAGGGAAGUUCGCCAGGAAUUGGAGAAGUAAAGGAGAACAAAGACUUACGACAAUUGCAGCGUAAUGAAGCGAGUCAAGUAGAUGCUGAAAGGCAACAAAAGGCGGCUCGUGAUAGGUUACAGUUGAAAGAAUUAAAAAUGGUGGCAGAAAGUAUGAUUCAAAAUGUUGUACAUGACGAAGUUUUGACGAUCGUAGAAAGGUCUUUGGCCUCGAGUUCCAAGAAAAGACGGAUUGUCCAAGGGCUUGCGGAAGAUUUAUUUCAGGCAUUCUUACAUGAGAAACUUUUUCUUUUGACUCUUGAGGCGAAAGCGGAGCGAUCUUUCAAUAAGACCUUACUGAAGCAAGCGAUGAAAAUCUGGAGAGGAAAACAUACCAAGAGGAAUGAGCAAAGGAAAAUCGAAAAGAAAAGGCGCGAAGAACUCAUCCAGGUCAGCAAAUGUCUCGGUGUUCCGCUAAGUAAACGGUAUCGCAUUGAUUCAACGCCAACCUUCACUUCUUCAUUUUCGCUACCACCUGCAAAUCAAAGUCAAUUGAUGCACACACCGGUCGCUAAUGAGAUUAGCCAAUUUAAAACACCAGUGCAUGGAAAUAACGCAAUCUGGAAGCCAAUCAACUUGAAAUCGUUAUAUCUGAGCGUUAUAGAGAGAAAUUUGAAUAAGGUAUGCUCUGAACACCAAAUCGAUUUACCUAAACCAAUGUUGAUAGAACUGUCGAUAUUUGCAAGGAAUUGGGAUGGCAUAUCAUCACGGUGGUUGCUAGCUAAAUUUGAUUUACAGAACACCCGCAAAACGAUGGUUUCAUCUAAUGACCAUAUUAUAAACCUAGCUGUCAGCGCGUUGAAUUUCGACUUUACAAGCAGGGAAUAUGAGAAUUUGCAAUUACUCGUGUUCAAUAGCGGUGUGACUGAAAAUGAUAUUUUUGACCUUGAGGUCAAACUGAAGCAAGACGGAGAGAAGCUUAUUGAGCUUAUCCAUGCAAUUGCGCUCCACACUAAUUACAAGGUGUCAAUCGUAGUCCUGUACUGGGAGUCCACCGAAAAUCCACUUUCUGACAAACAGAUCUCGAGAUUACUUAAACUUGACCGUAUUUCCGAGAUCUUUGCGGCUGCUUUGAAAAAUGUACAUCUUGUAAAGCUGGCGGGCGAUAGUCCACAUCGGAUUUUGGAAGAAAACCUGGCAAAAAUCGCGGAGUCUUCUAACCUGGAACUGACUGAGCGGGGCAACUACAACCUGGCCAUCCGUAGUAGGAGCUUGCAGGCAAGUUCAUCGACACCCGGAAGCUACCGGACCGCGCGGGAGAUUGAUUACAAGCUUUCCAAGGCCUUAGAAGAAGAAGUCCAACGAUACCAGCAAGAGCGGGACCGGAACAACACGUAUGCGCACCUGCAGUCGCAUGUGGCUGCAUCUCCACGAUCGCGUCGCAGAAAGCUGCCUGUAUUGCUGUCAGAUCGCCAUCGAAACCGUUUCAAGACUCCAUUGGCUGUGCGGCCGUUCGUCAAACGCACUUCGUCGACAUCGUCGACGUCCUCUGCUCUGUACUCCGAGCCCUCCCAUCUGGCAGCCAAAAUAAAAACCGAAAGGCCUCGUUCUGAGGCUACCAGCUCGCAUUGGGCGUCCCCCGUUCCAUCUCGAACACAGCCAGAAGUCGCUACGGCGGUGACCCCAUCUAUGUCCAUGCCAAUUGCGAAUACCAGCGGUAUUUCCAAUGUUACCUUUGACUCCCCAUUUGCCACACCGACCCUCAGAAUGGCUCCGUCGUCUAUAACAGUUCCGCAAGACACCGAGUCGAGUGUGUCAGAAUUACGAAAUUUGGUGGCCUCUGUUAAAAAACGUUUGAGCCACACAUUUAACUCAUAA